Lacerta agilis (Sand lizard) is the source of this 2307-nucleotide messenger RNA. It is a transcript of the gene ATP6V1A, whose product is annotated as ATPase H+ transporting V1 subunit A. Gene Ontology annotation, molecular function: ATP hydrolysis activity; proton-transporting ATPase activity, rotational mechanism; ATP binding. Gene Ontology annotation, cellular component: lysosomal membrane; proton-transporting V-type ATPase, V1 domain. The record is from RefSeq and is a predicted model, not a curated record. The transcript has 15 exons. Lineage: Eukaryota; Metazoa; Chordata; Lepidosauria; Squamata; Lacertidae. Gene Ontology annotation, biological process: ATP metabolic process; proton transmembrane transport. The coding region runs from base 166 to 2019 and encodes 617 amino acids.
CGACGGGAAGUGCUCAUACGUCACUUCCGGAGGCGCCUGCAGGAUUAGUCCGCCGGGUAAAGGGCGCAUCGGCAUUCGGCUGCUGCUGCGGGUGGUCAGCCGCUUCCUGAGUCACUGCGCGCGGAGCUGCUCCAGUCAUUAGACCGAGCUAGCUGGACAGUAAAGAUGGAUUUCUCCAAACUUCCCAAAGUACGUGAUGAAGACAGAGAGGAUGCCUUUGGCUAUGUCUUUGGAGUUUCAGGACCUGUUGUCACUGCCUGCAACAUGGCAGGUGCAGCUAUGUAUGAAUUGGUACGAGUUGGCCACUGUGAACUUGUCGGAGAAAUUAUCCGGCUGGAGGGGGACAUGGCAACUAUUCAGGUAUAUGAGGAAACCUCUGGUGUUUCUGUAGGAGACCCCGUACUUCGUACUGGCAAGCCCCUCUCGGUGGAGCUUGGCCCCGGAAUCAUGGGAGCCAUUUUUGACGGUAUUCAGAGGCCUCUGUCAGACAUCAGCACUCAAACCCAGAGCAUUUACAUCCCCAGAGGUGUAAAUGUGACAGCUCUGAGCAAAGAUAUCAAAUGGGACUUUUCACCUGUCAAAAACCUGCGGGUCGGCAGUCAUAUCACAGGCGGUGAUAUUUAUGGCAUAGUGAUUGAAAACUCUCUUAUCAAACACAAGAUCAUGUUGCCCCCACGAAACAGGGGUACGGUGACGUACAUUGCUCCACCUGGGAAUUAUGACACAUCUGAUGUUGUGUUGGAGCUGGAGUUUGAGGGAGUGAAGGAGAAAUUCACCAUGGUCCAGAUCUGGCCUGUACGGCAAGUACGCCCUGUCACAGAAAAGUUGCCCGCCAAUCAUCCUCUCUUAACUGGUCAGAGAGUCCUUGAUGCACUCUUUCCGUGUGUUCAAGGAGGGACGACGGCUAUUCCUGGGGCUUUUGGCUGCGGAAAGACUGUGAUUUCUCAGUCUCUAUCCAAAUAUUCCAACAGUGAUGUUAUCAUAUAUGUAGGCUGUGGGGAACGAGGAAAUGAAAUGUCUGAAGUCCUCAGAGACUUCCCAGAGCUCACAAUGGAGGUUGAUGGUAAGGUCGAAAGCAUUAUGAAGAGAACUGCUCUGGUAGCAAACACCUCCAACAUGCCUGUCGCUGCCAGGGAAGCUUCCAUCUACACUGGGAUCACCUUGUCUGAGUAUUUCCGCGACAUGGGCUACAAUGUCAGUAUGAUGGCUGACUCUACAUCCCGAUGGGCGGAAGCCCUUCGAGAAAUUUCGGGACGCCUCGCUGAGAUGCCUGCUGAUAGCGGUUAUCCAGCCUAUCUCGGCGCCCGCUUGGCUUCUUUCUACGAACGGGCCGGCAGAGUGAAGUGUCUGGGGAACCCAGAGAGGGAAGGGAGCGUCAGCAUUGUGGGAGCUGUAUCUCCUCCAGGCGGUGACUUCUCUGACCCUGUUACUUCUGCUACCCUGGGUAUCGUUCAGGUGUUCUGGGGCUUGGAUAAGAAGCUUGCUCAGCGUAAGCACUUCCCAUCUGUGAAUUGGCUGAUCAGCUACAGCAAGUACACGCGCGCUCUAGACGAGUACUAUGACAAGCACUUCCCAGAGUUUGUCCCCUUGAGGACUAAAGCAAAGGAGAUCUUGCAGGAAGAGGAGGAUCUUGCAGAGAUUGUACAGCUGGUGGGGAAGGCUUCCUUGGCAGAAACAGACAAAAUUACAUUGGAAGUUGCCAAGCUCAUUAAAGAUGACUUCCUGCAACAGAAUGGCUACACCUCAUAUGACAGGUUCUGCCCAUUUUAUAAGACAGUGGGAAUACUGUCCAACAUGAUUGCGUUUUAUGAUAUGGCACGUCGAGCAGUUGAGACCACUGCCCAGAGUGACAAUAAGAUCACUUGGGCCAUCAUCAGAGAGAACAUGAAUGAGAUUCUUUACCGACUCUCAUCAAUGAAAUUCAAGGACCCAGUGAAAGACGGAGAGGCAAAGAUCAAAGCAGACUACGCCCAGCUCUUUGAAGACAUGCAGAACGCAUUCCGCAGUUUGGAAGACUAGAGUCACGACUCUCCUGGAGCCCCACUUGAGUGUGUUCCUCAUCUCCGCCAUCUUGCUUUUCCAUGGAUAGAAGAUGUACACUUCACUGAAGACUUCCUUUUAUCUUUGAAAACAUUCCCAUUUAGUUUGAUAGCUGUGUGUUUGUGUGUGUGUAAAUCUGAGCUUAAGAGCGUAAAACAGGUCCCUCUGAGGUUGAAAGUCUCCUUUACCAGAUUUGACCUCUUAGCCGGCAGUUUCCCAUUCUUUGGAAGAGAACCAAGGGAGCUCAAGAGUUUAUCUGGGAGAGAA